Molecule: messenger RNA, 429 nt
Organism: Scheffersomyces stipitis CBS 6054
Lineage: Eukaryota; Fungi; Ascomycota; Pichiomycetes; Serinales; Debaryomycetaceae
Exons: 1
Coding region: 1-429 (142 amino acids)
Source: RefSeq, a predicted model, not a curated record
AUGUCUAAAGUCCCACUUGCUGUUCGUAAGUCUAUCAAACUCGCUGAAGUGAAUAACGAGGAACAUAUCGAAAGAAUCAACUCUGCACUCGGCACAAAAUGGACACUUGAACUCGACUAUGCCGCUUUGUACGAGCAAUUCAAGGACCUGCGUCCUGACUACGCUGAACAGGUCGGCGAGGUCACCAAUUGGUAUCUUGACCCAUUUGCUGAUAAGAUUAUCAGUUUUUCGCAGAAGGAUGAACUUAACAAGGAAGCACUCGUUGAAGAAGUGAAGGGAAUUAAGGGUUUCAAGGUUGUUCCUCCAGGUUCUUUCGAGGGCUACAACAAGCUUGAACUCGAAGAUGGCAAACUCGUUAUUGUUAUUAAGGAAGACACUUUCGCUGUGAACGUCGACCAAUUGGGUGAAGACUUGGAAAGCUUGUUUUAG